AUGUCUCGGGUGAUUGCAGCAUCGCUUGCCGGCCGGACCCUGGCCGCCCAUGGCGCAGAUGUCAUCUGGAACACCUCGCCUUCGCUUCCCGAUCUCCCUGUCAUGGACCGGGAUCUUGGCAGAGGCAAGCGUACUGUUCGCAUUGGCAUCAAGAAUCCCGACGACAAGGCAAAGCUCCUUGAGCUUCUCGCGACAGCCGACAUCUUCAUCCAGGGCUUCCGACCGGAGUCGCUGGCUGAAUCUGGACUGGGCCCAGAAGACUUGACCAAGCUGAACCCCAACUUGGUCAUUGCCAACAUGUCGGCCUUUGGCCCUCGUGGACCCUGGUCCAAGCGCAGAGGCUUCGACUCUCUCAUACAGAUAUUGUCUGGCAUGAAUGUAUCUAAAGCCGAGAAUGCCGGCAAGGGGCGGAUGUAUCACUCGAGGGCACGGAUGAAAUAUCUCCGCAGUCUGGGUCAAUACCCUGGGGUGACGGGAUUCAAGGCCCAAGACUACGAAAAGCCAGAAGAUGUGCCAGAAGAGUUCUAUGAGACAAAAGCUGGUCUCUUCGAAUUUCUGUUCUUCACUUGCAUCUUCAGCCUGCGUAUUGUCACUGUUCAACAAAUUCUUUCACAAAUCACUACCGAAGCAAGCACAAUGUUCAUCAAGACUUCUACAGCUAUUGCCAUCGUGGGCGUGGCAUCCAAGGCCCUCACCGCCGCCGUCCCCCCUCCGGAGAUGGUUGCGCCCUCCAAGCCCAUCUACACCCUUCCCGUGGAGCAGCCUCUGCCCGUGGCGCAGAGAGACGUGCCUCACCCAGUCAACCCCGACGAACCAGUCUUCACGUUGCCCGUGGAAGAGGACCUCCCGCUGGUGCAGCGUGACCCUCAGCAAUUCUGCAUCGACCACCCGGACCUGUGCAUCACCAAGCUCAAACGCAGCCCGCAGCAGUUCUGCAUUGACUUUCCAGACCAGUGCAUCACGAAGCGCGUUCCUCAGCAGUUCUGCGACAACUACCCUGAUCUCUGUAUCACUUGA
This is a messenger RNA of Emericellopsis cladophorae, 1017 nucleotides long. RefSeq lists its product as uncharacterized. The record is from RefSeq and is a predicted model, not a curated record. The transcript is spliced from 3 exons. Gene Ontology annotation, molecular function: catalytic activity. Bases 1 to 1017 code for a protein of 338 amino acids. Lineage: Eukaryota; Fungi; Ascomycota; Sordariomycetes; Hypocreales; Bionectriaceae.